GAGCAGCGGGUGCCGAUGGCUUCCGAGGCCGUGAGUGGCGUGCGGGCCCGGGCGCAGCCGCCGGCCAAGGGCAGGAGGCAGCCCCCGGCCAAGAGCGCACCCCCCGCGGCCAGCGACGCCGACGAUGGGGACGACUCUUUCCUCUUCGAGGCCCACGAGGCCUGGAAGGAUUUCCACGGCUCUCUGCUCCGCUUCUACGAGAACGGGGAGCUCUGUGACGUCACCCUGAAGGUGGGGCCCAAGCUCAUCCCCUGCCACCGGCUGGUGCUGGCCUGCGUCAUCCCCUACUUCCGCGCCAUGUUCCUGUCGGAGAUGGCCGAGGCCCGGCAGGCGCGGGUGGAGAUCCGGGACCUGGACGGGGACGCGCUGCAGGACCUGGUGCGCUUCGCCUACGCCUCGCGCCUGCGGCUGACGGUGGACAACGUGCAGCCGCUGCUCUUCGCCGCCUGCAUCCUGCAGCUGGAGCCCGUGGCGCGCGCCUGCUGCGGCUUCAUGGCCCUGCACCUGCACCCGUCCAACUGCCUGGCCGUGCGCGCCUUCGCCGAGAGCCACCACCGCACCGACCUCAUGGCCGCGGCCGACCAGUUCGCCUGCGCGCACUUCCCCGAGGUGGUGGAGUGCGAGGACUUCGCGGGCGUCUCCCCGCAGCACCUGCGCCGGCUGCUGGCCUCCAGCGACCUCAACGUGGCCGACGAGACGCAGGUCUACGCCGCGGCCAUCAAGUGGCUCCUGGCCAACCCGCAGCACCACUCCGAGUGGCUGGACGAGACCCUGGCGCAGGUCCGUCUGCCGCUGCUGCCGAUCGACUACCUCAUGGGCGUGGUGGCGAAGGAGCAGAUUGUCAAGCAGAACCUGAAGUGUCGAGAUCUGCUGGACGAAGCGAGGAAUUACCACCUGCACCUGAGCAGCAGGGCGGUGCCCGACUUCGAGUACUCCAUCCGGACCACCCCGAGGAAGCAGACGGCGGGUGUGCUGUUCUGUGUCGGUGGCCGAGGGGGCGCUGGCGACCCCUUCCGCAGCAUUGAGUGUUACUCCAUCAACAGGGACAGCUGGUUCUUCGGGCCGGAAAUGAACAGCCGAAGGCGCCACGUGGGAGUCAUCUCUGUGGAAGGUAAAGUGUACGCCGUGGGCGGCCACGACGGGAACGAGCACUUGGGCAGCAUGGAGGUGUUCGACCCGCUCACCAACAAGUGGAUGAUGAAGGCCUCGAUGAACACAAAGAGGCGUGGGAUCGCCCUGGCGACCCUGGGGGGCCCCAUCUACGCCAUCGGGGGCCUGGACGACAACACCUGCUUCAGCGACGUGGAGCGCUACGACAUCGAGUCGGACCAGUGGAGCGCGGUGGCGCCCAUGAACGCCCCCCGGGGUGGGGUCGGCUCCGCGGCCCUGGCGAGCCACGUCUACGCGGUGGGCGGCAAUGACGGGGUGGCCUCGCUCUCCAGCGUGGAGCGCUACGACCCGCACCUGGACAAGUGGACCGAGGUCAAGGCCAUGGGGCAGCGCAGGGCAGGCAACGGCGUCAGCGAGCUGCACGGCUGCUUGUAUGUGGUCGGCGGGUUCGACGACAACUCUCCGCUGAGCUCUGUGGAGCGCUACGACCCUCGGACCAACAAGUGGGACCAAGUGGCCGCGCUCACCACGCCCCGGGGCGGCGUGGGCAUCGCCACCGUCAUGGGCAGGAUCUUCGCCGUGGGUGGCCACAACGGCAACUCCUACCUGAACACGGUGGAGGCCUUUGACCCCGGGCUCAACAGGUGGGAGCUCGUCGGGUCCGUGUCUCACUGCCGGGCCGGGGCAGGCGUGGCCGUGUGCGCCUGCCUCACCAGCCAGAUCCGCGACGUCGGCCACGGAGCCAGUAACGUGGUAGACUGCAUGUGAUGGGGCUCAGGCCGGACAUGGGGCCGGAUGGCGGUGACGACCCGGACGCAGGGUGAAUGGGCACCAGGGUCUCGCUUCAAUAGGAGACGUCGUGUCGUGGCAACCGGCACCCUCUGGAGCGGAGCUGGAGAGAGAGACGCAGGAUCGAGUCAGACUUGGCACUUUCCACGUAGCAGGUAUUGGAGCAGGGAAGGAAGGAAGCGUGCGUAGUCUGAAGCUGCCCCUUCUCUGGAAGGUGUAUAAAGUAGCCCUGAGGCCUUGGGAUCUCUUUAAAA
Molecule: messenger RNA, 2153 nt
Organism: Sorex fumeus (smoky shrew)
Lineage: Eukaryota; Metazoa; Chordata; Mammalia; Eulipotyphla; Soricidae
Gene: KLHL8
Product: kelch like family member 8
Exons: 9
Coding region: 16-1878 (620 amino acids)
Molecular function (GO): protein binding
Source: RefSeq, a predicted model, not a curated record